ACUAAAAUGUACGUAACGCUUAUAUCCCCCCCGUGGAAGAAAACGUAGAAGAAAACGCAGCUGACAUUUUUCCUAUGUUUGUACCACAGAAGAAGAACAACGAUGCAGCGAGACAAGACAGGAAGCACGGCGGUGGCCGGUGAUAAACCGGACCGGGAGACCGCCAUCAUGUCCAAAUAUUACGAUGGCGUCGAGUUUCCUUUUUGCGACGAGUUCUCGAAGUACGAAAAGCUCGCCAAGAUCGGCCAAGGCACAUUCGGAGAGGUGUUCAAGGCCAAACAUAGGCAGACUGGCAAAAAAGUUGCUCUGAAGAAGGUGCUUAUGGAAAAUGAGAAAGAAGGGUUUCCCAUCACUGCACUAAGAGAGAUCAAGAUACUUCAGCUUCUGAAGCAUGAGAAUGUUGUAAAUCUAAUCGAGAUCUGUCGAACAAAAGCCACACAGUUUAACCGUUACAAGGGCAGCAUAUACCUGGUGUUUGAUUUUUGCGAGCACGAUCUUGCCGGGCUGCUUAGCAACGUCAACGUUAAAUUCACACUGUCCGAGAUUAAGAAAGUCAUGCAAAUGCUGCUAAACGGACUCUACUACAUCCACAGAAACAAGAUCCUGCACAGAGACAUGAAAGCAGCAAACGUGCUUAUCACAAGGGAUGGUGUACUAAAACUUGCUGAUUUUGGCUUGGCAAGAGCCUUCAGCCUGGCAAAGAACAGCCAGGGCAAUCGCUAUACCAACCGAGUAGUGACACUGUGGUACCGACCUCCAGAACUCCUGCUGGGAGAGCGUGAUUACGGGCCACCCAUCGAUCUGUGGGGUGCAGGGUGUAUCAUGGCAGAAAUGUGGACCAGGAGCCCCAUCAUGCAAGGAAACACAGAACAGCACCAACUCACUCUGAUCAGCCAGCUGUGUGGCUCCAUUACAGCAGAAGUAUGGCCUGGUGUGGAUAAAAAAUAUGAGCUGUACCAGAAGAUGGAGUUACCUAAGGGACAAAAACGAAAGGUAAAAGAACGCCUGAAGGCGUAUGUUAAGGACCCAUACGCCCUUGAUCUGAUUGAUAAGCUACUGGUGUUGGACCCAGCGCAGCGUGUGGACAGUGACGACGCUCUAAACCACGACUUCUUCUGGUCUGACCCCAUGCCCUCUGACCUCAAACAUAUGCUCUCCACACACAACACAUCUAUGUUCGAAUACCUGGCACCCCCGAGGCGCCGCGGUCACAUGCCCCAACAGCCGGCCAAUCAGAAUCGCAACCCAGCUACAGCCAGCCAGUCUGAGUUUGACCGGGUUUUCUGAUUACUCUGAUGCCAAACAACUUUAUAACUCUUCAUAUCUUCAAAGAAGUGGGGAUAUGAUUUAUGAGAUCCAGCUGAGAUGAGCAAAGUGAAUUUAAUUUGACUAUCAGAUAUCAAAGUAAUAAACCAUGACACUCUGCAUCUUCUAAUCAAUAGUCUCGUUAUGUCAAGAUGCAGUGCUUUGAAUUACGUCUUUGAUCAUACAGAUGUACUCUCGCUGAACAUCUCUGCUUUAUCCACAUGUUCAUUUUGCCACAUUUUGGAUUGCUGUGGAUUAGAGCUCAGCUCACAGAACAGGUUUGCUGUGUCUGUUAACUGAAGUGGGACCAGCAGUUCAUUGGGAAUGAGUUGCACAUCAAGUAAGAAAAGAUGAAAGUAAACAGUCAUUAUGAUUACACAGUCUCUAUUUGAGACUAUAUGUUUUGCACCCUUUCGUUUAAAUUUCAGUUUUUCCUGUAUUCUGAAUUGUGCAAAACAUACCUUGUAUUAUUUUAGCUUAUUAUGUUUAAAAUUUAUGUAGCUAUUUAUCAUAUGGUUUGUACCCUUUGAUAUGUUAAUGUUUUAACUUUUUAUCACUUUUUACAAAAAAUAAUGCUGUUUGUUUUUUUCUUUGAGGUAAUUGAAACACCAAUAAACCUCUGUUUGCUGCA
Molecule: messenger RNA, 1936 nt
Organism: Silurus meridionalis
Lineage: Eukaryota; Metazoa; Chordata; Actinopteri; Siluriformes; Siluridae
Gene: cdk9
Product: cyclin-dependent kinase 9 (CDC2-related kinase)
Exons: 8
Coding region: 103-1287 (394 amino acids)
Biological process (GO): protein phosphorylation
Cellular component (GO): nucleus
Molecular function (GO): cyclin-dependent protein serine/threonine kinase activity; ATP binding
Source: RefSeq, a predicted model, not a curated record